Effrenium voratum is the source of this 2313-nucleotide messenger RNA. NCBI's taxonomy places the organism in Eukaryota, Dinophyceae, Suessiales, Symbiodiniaceae. The record is from the annotation of a GenBank genome assembly.
AUGUCGUGCCUCCGCGAGCUGUGGGCAGAAACUGCCGAGUACUUGCUGCAAGCGCAGCAGGCGCUAGGGCCAGAAGAUUUCACAAAGGCCAGGAUGCAGCAGUUUCAGCGCGUGUCCUACGCAGUGAAGGCUUCAAAUUUGUCUUUGAAAGAUGCCACAGAGCUGAUGAAGGCUUUGAAAGCGACAGCCGUGUUCUCAGAGACAGAGACGCUCUCAUUGCUGGAGCAGUGCACGGCAAGCGUGGCGUCAGUCGCAGCUCCCUUGCAUAAGCGGCGCGUCUUGCAGGAUUACGUGCACUUCCCCAUGUACAUCCCGGCUGACUUGUGGUCCACGCUUGGAAAAAAAGAAGUCAGUGGCUCGGAGAAGGCGCUCCAGCUUGCAGACUGCUUGGCACGUCUUGGCUUGUGCUCGCCCAGUGAGCCAACCAGCAGAUCCUUCACAGCCGUUUGCCUCCUAGCUUCCAAGAAGGAGCCUCUCCUCAUGAGUGUCCAGGAAAAAUUUGACGCGUUCUUGACGCACAAGGAGAUCCUGCGCAGCGUGUGCACGGCAAAGUACUCGGAGAUGUCCAGUGAGAACUCGAAAUUUCCAACCUUGUUGCCCUCUGAUCCUGCCCGCCUUGACCCUGCUCUUUUGGACAGGGCCGGAAGCUCUUCUCGUGUCUUGGAACAUGACCAACUGUGGAGCUACGUGCAGAUUUCUUCGUUUGCUGCGAGCAUUCCUAUGAGGAACACUAAGAAGGAGAUUGCCGUCACCAAGAUCAAAGCGGAGCAGAAGACGUCGAACGAGGAUCUCUUGCAUGCUUUGGUUGCGCACCUACGACCGCAGCCUUUGGAGAUCCGGUACAACAAGCUGAGAUCGCUGCCGGCGAUCAUGGAUCGUUAUCACGAGCACGAGGACGAGCCGGAGCCAAAAAAACUACGCGCAGCGGCGUCCAUGCUAAGCCUGACAAGCUCGCGCGAGCAGGAGGACCCUAUCUCGGCAUCUUCCACAUCCCCGGAAACUACCCAGAGCACUGAUGAGAAGCUUCUGCCCUUCAGUCGGGAGGCCAGCAGCUCGAGCCGCAACGAGACGCCCAACGCUAACCCAAUCCUGGCAGCAGCUGCCGCGCUGAAGGAAGAAAAGUCCUCUGCCGCGCCAACGCCCAAGGAGGAUGUGGCAAAUGCCGUGGACGGCCGGGAUGAGGUGAAGUCGCAGCCGAAACCCAAAGCCAAGAAGAAGUCGGCCGCCAAGAGCGUUGCUUCGCCCUUGAGGAAGGCCGGCGAAGACUUGGAGGAGAAGAAAGCUGCUGCACUUGACCUUGAGCCGCCCGCGACGGCGCCGAGCCCAAGCGCUGCAGGAGGCGAGCCCGAGGAGAAGAUGCAUGCGCCGCUCGCUAAGCGCAGGGCGCGCAACGAGCAGGCCAUGGACGCUGCGGUGCUGAAAAAAUUUCGAGCAGCUAUCCAGUACAGGAAAAGCCAGGGCGACACGGAUGUCGCAAAGCUGGACAGCCACUGGAAGAGCGCCAACCCGGACGAGAAGAGGGCGUGCCUGGCGAAGUUCCUGAAGGAUCCAAAGCUUCGGUGGAGUGGAGAAGUCACAAAGCAGAGCGUUGUCUCCGAAAAGGAAACUGACCUGAGCACCAAGGAGUGGCUGACUAAGAAGCAGAUCGCCAACGAGCAGAGCCUGAGCUUGGAGAAGCCGGAGGAGAAAGAGUUGGUGGACGCCCUGCUGAAGACGCUGGAAGAGCGCGACCACGAGAACUCGGAAUGGGCCCGUCGUGGGAUAAAGCAGUACAAGUACGUUCGUGGGCGUGAGGAGCUGGCCACUGAGCGCACAGAUGCGAUCACGGUGACCGAGAGGUCCGGCGUUGGAAGCUCUUCGGAUCAAGUUGACGUGAGCUGGACCGCUGCUUCUAAAAAGAUCGAGAAGGAAGGCGCAAGCCUGGUGAAGCAGAUGUCGAAGGCGAUGGCUGCAGGCCAAAAGCUCCGGCAGCUCCUGCCGAUCCCCGACCGCGCGGAGAUUACGGAUGCGCUGACGAACGCCCAAGCGGGCUUGCAGAGCCUUGAAUGCGCAGUGAUCUCAAUCCAGCAGACGGAAGAGUAUGUCGCGACCACCAGCAAGCUGAUCCAUGAGGGAGAGACAUCCCUGCAGGCAUUGGACGAUGUCUUGGCGAAGGUCAAGGCUGCCCGCGCGCUGAACCAGAAGAAGGCGAAGUCGAAGUCCAGGCUGGCGCCGAAGGAUUUCGCCGACGACGUGAUUCCGGAGACAGUUCCUGAGGAGCUCAACGAUGGUGCCGCUGGCAUUGGUGAGAGGGCUGAAGCCUCGAUCGGAUAG